Messenger RNA from Colletotrichum phormii, 1470 nucleotides. RefSeq names its product major facilitator superfamily domain-containing protein. Gene Ontology annotation, molecular function: transmembrane transporter activity. The record is from RefSeq and is a predicted model, not a curated record. NCBI's taxonomy places the organism in Eukaryota, Fungi, Ascomycota, Sordariomycetes, Glomerellales, Glomerellaceae. The transcript is spliced from 6 exons. The coding region runs from base 1 to 1470 and encodes 489 amino acids. Gene Ontology annotation, biological process: transmembrane transport. Gene Ontology annotation, cellular component: plasma membrane.
AUGGCGGGGUUGAUCUGCUUCGCCAUGAUGAUGUGCAACUUUCUGGCAGCGGGGCCCUCGAUUGCGUUGCUGGAUACGGCCCUGGAGUUCUUCCCCGCGGCUGCUACCGAUACUGAUGUCCUCAGUCUCGCGAUCGCCAGGACUGCUUACUUCUUCACGACGACCGCCCUGCUCCAGGGCGUGGGCAACUUCUUCUGGGUGCCGCUCGCUAACAAGUUUGGCCGGCGGCCAGUCUACGUUGCGAGCUACUCCAUCUACUUUGCAUGCACAAUAUGGCUCAUCGUUGAUCACUCGUACGGUGGCUUCUUGGCCGGCCGGAUCCUGAUGGGAUUUGGCGCUGGAGCCGCGGAGACGAUUGCGCCGAUUUCCAUCGCUGAUGUCUUCUUUUUGCACGAAAGAGGUACCGUCAUGGCCCUCUAUACCGCGUUCCUUUCUGCGGGCGUUGGCUUUGGCGUGGUUAUUUCAGGUCUCAUCACCAUCAACCAUGACUGGAGAGUCAUCUACCAGGUUUCUGCUGCCUUGGUCGGCGUUGUGCUCUUGCUGGCAUUCUUCACCUUCCCCGAGACCGCCUACGAGAGAGACGAAGCGAGCGCCUGGAACCGCCUGGGGUCGAUAGACGGGAGCAAACCCGGAUCGAUGAGGUCGGAAGGCGAGCUGCCCGCUCGCCCGCUAGGGACUUCGACGACGAGACGCUCAAAGCAAUCAUACCUUUCUUCGCUGAAAAUCUUCAACAAGACGCUGACGCAGGAGAGCCUGUUGAAGCUGGCGCUGCGGCCCCUGGGCCUGAUCCUCUUGCCGCCGGUCCUCUGGGCGGCGCUGGUGCAGGCUGUGACGGUCGGUUUCCUCGUCGCUGUGUCCUCGAAUGCCGGUUCCGCGUUUUACUCCGCAUACGGGUUCGACUCGUGGCAGAUUGGCCUCUGCUUCAUUGCUGGCAUCCUCGGGGCGCUGCUCGGAAUUCCGGCCGGUGGGCAUCUUGGCGACAUGAUUGCAGAUUGGUUUACCAGACGAAACGGCGGGAUGCGGGAUCCGGAGAUGCGUCUUCCUAGCAUGGCCAUCAGUAUGGUCACGACGCCGUUGGCCCUCGUCCUCUACGGUGUCGGCAUCGAUAGCCAGCUGCACUGGAUCUGUCCCACCAUCGGUCUUGGACUUCUUACCUUUUCCAUCUCCCAAGGAACGAAUAUCUGUCUCGUGUACGUGAUUGAUGCCUACCGGCCCGUCGCCGGCGAGAUCACCCUGGCCGUCAUGGGCUUCAAGUCACUCUUCGGCUUCCUGUUGUCAUUUUACACCAAUACCUGGGUCGAGAAGGCCGGGUACGACAAUGCCUUUGGGGCCAUGGCGGGAAUCGCAUCUGCCGUCUUGGUCCUGUGGGUGCCGUUAUUCGUCUGGGGCAAGGCGAUACGACACGAGUCGUGGAAGUGGCCGAUCAUCCGGUAUAUCCAUUGGAACGAAGACAGGGAGGUAGGGGAAUAA